Harmonia axyridis is the source of this 830-nucleotide messenger RNA. Its product is annotated as 60S ribosomal protein L19-like. The record is from RefSeq and is a predicted model, not a curated record. Gene Ontology annotation, molecular function: structural constituent of ribosome; RNA binding. The coding region runs from base 199 to 801 and encodes 200 amino acids. The transcript has 4 exons. Gene Ontology annotation, cellular component: ribosome; cytosolic large ribosomal subunit. NCBI's taxonomy places the organism in Eukaryota, Metazoa, Arthropoda, Insecta, Coleoptera, Coccinellidae. Gene Ontology annotation, biological process: translation.
UUUUCCGUACUUUGCUCAUUAACAUAUUUCUGAAAUAACAAAAUCUUAAAAAGAAGGGGAAAAAACUAUGAAAGAACAAUGUGUCAAAAAUUAAUUGUCUUCUAGUUAAAUCUGUGAUUACAUCCAUGUGUCAGAUUUGGAGGACAAAUUGUUAUUAUUUAUUUACAAUUUAACGCUAGUAUCGGGUAAAUUACCGCUAUGAGCUCCUUGAAGCUCCAGAAGAGGCUGGCAUCUUCUGUUAUGAGAUGUGGCAAGAAAAAGGUUUGGUUAGAUCCAAAUGAGAUAAGUGAAAUCACUAAUACAAAUUCUAGACAAUAUAUAAGGAAGCUUAUUAAAGAUGGUUUCAUAAUUAGAAAACCUGUAGCUGUUCAUUCUAGAGCCAGAGUACGUAAAAAUGAUGAAGCACGUUCUAAAGGACGUCAUUGCGGUUUUGGUAAAAGGAAGGGUACUGCAAAUGCUAGAAUGCCAACAAAGGAAUUAUGGAUUCAAAGAAUGAGAGUAUUGAGAAGAUUUUUGAAGAAAAAAAGGGAUAUGAAGAAGAUUGACAGGCACCUCUAUCAUACUUUAUACAUGAAAGUUAAAGGUAAUGUUUUCAAAAACAAGAGAGUGUUGAACGACUUUAUCAAGAAAAAGCAUUCUGAAAAUAAACGUACAAAACAAUUGACGGAUCAGGCAGAUGCUAGAAGGUUGAAGGUUAAAGAAGCAAGAAAACGACGUGAAGAAAGAAUAAAAAUUAAGAAGGCAGAAGCUAUCCUAAAUUAUGUUAAAGAAGAUGAAGCUGCUGCUGCAUUGAAGAAGUAGUAUAACAUCUAAUAAAUUAUUUAAAAAUA